AUGGUAGCAACUGGUUACACCAAUCCUAUAGCAGUGGCAAUGGUACACGGAAGUGUUAUUGUUGCUGAAAGAAUGGGAAACGUUUACUGCCUAGACCUGCAUUCAAAGUUGCAAGUUAAGGUUGCGACAAUGAAAAAGGCUGACAUGGAAGCAUUUGUCGCCAGACAUAAGAUACACGUUGAUCACCAACAUGCCAAAAAUCAUAGCCGAGAAGAGUUGAAGUCCGCCAUAAAUCAAUUCCUGCAGAGUAAUAAGAAAAGUGUGACUAGCAAGGGAACAAAGUUGGAUCUGGAACCAUGCGUGAAAACACCAGUGGCAGUAACAAGCUUUGCUGGUGAAAUUCUAUUCAUUGCUGAUACUGGAACCAAGAGACUAGUAGAAGUAAGAGUUGAGAAAGCUGAUUUUAAGCUAGAGUGUCACGUACAAACGGUUGUGAACUUAAAAGAUAACAUCAAUCCAACCGGAUUAUGUGUCAUUGAGGGACAGCACAAGCUGUUGCUUUCUGAUUCCGGAACAUUUGGGGGCCUUCUCGUAAUUAACCUGGAAGAUGGCACAACACAAAAACUCUUGAAAAAUGGAAGUACCUUGUGUUCCCAAAUUUACGGAGUGAGUUUGAGUGGUCAUUCAGAUAUUUUCACAGACACCAAAUCACACACGUUGAAACGGUUUUCUCUUGAAGCAUCUGUCUUAGGUGGAACGAGGGUAGUCCAGAAAGUCGACAAAAUCAUUGGUAAUGGCACAAGUGGAACAGAGGAUGGACUCAUUGGUGUAGCAAGGGUGUCCCACCCAAUGGGGAUAACUACUGAGAAAGGAACAAUAUUUUUCGUUGACACAGGCAGCAAAAGUGUCAGGCUUAUCACCAAGAUAUCGACUUUAAUAAAAUACAUCAGAAUAAUGGAAGACAUCUACCGUGCGUUCUAUAUCCAUUCUGGCAUUCUUGGUCAUGCGGAGCUGCCAUCACUAUUGAAAGCCGAACAACGCAUUGAGAAAGCCGACAAAACGUUAACGCAAAUGCUUCAAAAUGCCAAGGCCAAGUUCAAAGUUUCAGGAGUCAUGCAAGGGCCGCAAGGAACCCCAGCGAGAAGACAGUAG
Porites evermanni is the source of this 1092-nucleotide messenger RNA. NCBI's taxonomy places the organism in Eukaryota, Metazoa, Cnidaria, Anthozoa, Scleractinia, Poritidae. The record is from the annotation of a GenBank genome assembly.